Drosophila ficusphila is the source of this 5650-nucleotide messenger RNA. RefSeq names its product serine/threonine-protein phosphatase 4 regulatory subunit 3 (gene flfl). The coding region runs from base 515 to 3466 and encodes 983 amino acids. Gene Ontology annotation, cellular component: nucleoplasm; protein phosphatase 4 complex. Lineage: Eukaryota; Metazoa; Arthropoda; Insecta; Diptera; Drosophilidae. Gene Ontology annotation, biological process: DNA damage response; protein dephosphorylation. The record is from RefSeq and is a predicted model, not a curated record. The transcript has 10 exons. Gene Ontology annotation, molecular function: protein phosphatase activator activity.
CGCCAUAUUGAAAUUCGUCGUUCGGUCAGACCAACGCUCUAGCGUCGGUCCGCGGAAAAUAGCAAAAAUCACAAUUAUCCGGGCAGUUAGAUUAGUCGAAAAUAGCGCGUGGCCCCCCCAAUAAAUAUGCGAAAGCGUAAAUUGUACAUAAACUGAACUGAAAGCAGCCAGCGUGCGAAGCACUGGAAGUUAAAAAACGUCAGAAACAGAAACGAAACAAGGAAUUGCAGCUGCAGUCUCUUCGUGGGCCCAUCCCAAUCCCAUUAGUCCCCACCCGGCGCUGGAGUGGUAGCCUAACAUGGAUAUAGAAGACAAGCAUAAAAAUUAGCCGAAUCCUUUGAAUUCUAAAUUCAAGAUCCUAAUUUAAAUUAGCCAAGUAGCAUAGCAUAGCCUAUAGCCCCUAGCCAGAAGAACGGUUCCAAGCCGACAGUAUUCGCGUUUAUAGGUCAGUUAACCGAAUUCCAAGGACAUCAGCGAGUAACUCACCAGGAGAACUCCCAGGAGCAACAUCAUCAUGACGACCGACACCCGCCGACGCGUCAAGCUGUACGCGCUCAAUGCGGAGCGCCAGUGGGACGACCGUGGCACGGGCCACGUGUCUUCAACCUAUGUGGACAGGUUAAAAGGCAUAUCCCUUCUGGUGCGUGCCGAAUCCGAUGGAUCUCUGCUUCUGGAGAGCAAAAUACAACCGGAUACCGCCUAUCAAAAGCAACAGGACACCUUGAUCGUCUGGUCCGAGGGCGACAACUUUGAUCUGGCCCUGAGUUUUCAGGAAAAGGCGGGUUGUGACGAAAUAUGGGAAAAAAUAUGUCAGGUGCAAGGCAAGGAUCCAUCGGUGGAGAUAACGCAGGAUAUCGUGGAAGAGUCGGAGGACGAGCGUUUUGAGGACAUGUCCGAUACGGCGCCACCCAUCGAGCUACCACCCUGUGAGCUCUCCAGGCUGGAGGACAUCUCGGAGACGAUACAGAGCUGUCUCUCCACGCCGCUGCGCAAGGAGAAACUGUCGAUGGCUCUGGAAUCGGAGAGCUACAUCAAGAAGCUGUUGAACUUGUUCCAUGUGUGCGAGGAUCUGGACAACACAGAGGGUCUGCACCACCUGUUUGAGAUCUUCAAGAACAUCUUCUUGCUGAACAAGAACGCGCUAUUCGAGAUCAUGUUUGCGGAUGAUACCAUCUUCGAUGUGGUCGGGUGCCUGGAGUAUGAUCCAAGUGUGGCCCAGCCGAAGAAGCACCGCCAGUAUCUGAAGCAAUUAGCAAAGUUCCGCGAGGCGGUGCCAAUCAAGAACCAAGACCUGCUGGCCAAAAUUCAUCAGACGUUCCGGGUGCAGUAUAUCCAGGACAUCAUUCUGCCCACGCCGUCGGUUUUCGUGGAGGACAACAUGCUGAACACUCUUUCCAGCUUCAUCUUCUUCAACAAGGUAGAGAUUGUGACGAUGAUCCAGGAUGACGAGCGCUUCCUGCUCGACGUGUUUGCGGUGCUUACGGAUCCCGCCACCGGCGACAUGAAGCGUCGCGACACAGUCCUCUUCCUGAAGGAGUUUUGUAACUUCGCCCAAAACCUGCAGCCGCAGGGCAAGGACUCGUUUUACAAAACUCUUACCUGCCUGGGCAUCCUGCAGGCGCUGGAACUCACUCUCGUUAUGAACGACAAGAAGACCAAAUCGGCCUCCAUCGACAUUCUCACGGCCAUCGUUGAGUUCUCGCCGCUGGUAGUGCGCAACUAUACGCUUAACCAGGCCAACAGGCCUGAAGGGGAGCGUAUGCUACUAAACAUUGCCAUCGAGCAAAUGCUGAACGAUUCGGAGCCGGAGCUUGGCAUUGCGGUACAGCUAAUGGGCAUCGUCAAGAUCCUGUUGGAACCGGAAAACAUGCUCACCGAGAAGGGCGAUUUCCUCAACUUCUUUUACAAAUACAGCGUCCAGACGUUAGUGGCUCCAUUGAUGCUUAACACGAUGGGCGACCGUCCGCAAAAUGAGGACUAUCAGACAGCCCAGCUGCUGGGCAUCGUCCUGGACAUUUUGUCGUUCUGCGUGGAACACCACAGUUAUCACAUUAAGAACUUCUUACUCCAAAAGGAUCUCCUUAAGCGAAUUCUGGUGCUGAUGAAAAGCACACACACGUUCCUUGUCCUUGGCGCUCUGCGACUGCUGCGCAAGAUAAUUGCACUUAAAGACGAGUUCUACAAUAGACACAUUGUCAAGUGCAAUCUCUUUGCGCCGGUUGUGGAUGCCUUUAUUCGCAACAACGGCCGCUACAAUCUUCUGGAGUCGGCCAUUCUGGAGCUGUUCGAGUUUAUAAAACUCGAGGACAUCCGCACCCUGUGCGUCUACUUCGUGGAGAACUUCAGCAAGAUAUUUGAUGAAAUCGAAUAUGUGCAGACAUUCAAGUACUUGAAGAACCGAUAUGACCAGUACCAGGAUAGGCUUAAGGACCGCGAUAAGAUGGAGAACCGAACGGACGGUGGCCUGCCCAUCAUCCGUAGCGGUGGCCGGUUUCGUCGAGAUCAGCGGCAAAUGGAAGAGGAGGAGGAGAUGUGGUUCAAUGAGGAGGACGAUUUCACCGAGGAAAUCGACACGUACAACAAUGUCAUGAAAUCCGUCAGCGAAAAGAAUGGCCCGCAAACGCAAAACCAGCAAAAAUCCUCUCCGCCGCACAGUACGUCGCCGCAUAGUGGAUUGUUGGGUAACCUGAACACCACCGCGUCAUCCACUGCCACAUCAGCCGCGUCAAGCGCACCGGUGGCCAGCGGUAGUAGCAGCCCCGAGGCAAUCUCUGCCGACGAACAGACGCAGGCGGCGGUACAUUUGGCCGCCGCUGCCAACAUUGCCCUACAGCACCACCAGCAGCAACAGCAACAACAGCAGCAGCAGCAACAGCAGCAGCAAAACCCAUUCCAGCAACAGACACAGCCCGAGAUUGCGGAGCUGCAACAGCAGCUGAGCAACGUGGAGGCGCCACAAAGCCAAGAGAUGGAGCUGUCACAGUCGGCUGCUGCUAGUUCAUCGCCCACAUCAUCUCUAGAGGCAUCCACGUCAUCAUCAUCGUCCUCAUCCUCAUCGUCUUCGUCCUCGCCGCCGGGUCCAUCAGCGGCCGCAGCUCUGUGCGAUUCGGCGACAGUGGCAGCCGUGGCAGCUUCACAGUUUCUCACAACGAUCGCCACGGCCAUGGCGGCGUCUGUGACGGCGGCGGCGGCCACAAGCAACUCCACCAGCCUGUCACCGGCCCCGGCUGUCUCCAGUCCGGAUAUCGAGAACGCCGAUGCCCAGUUGCCGCCCAGCGAUGAUGCCAGCAGCCCGGUCAGUGCGGAGCAAGAUGCGAACGGCACAGACUCCGCCAGCAGCGAUGCGGAUAAGGCGACGGCCAAAAAGGGUUUGGUGGACUACGAGAGUGAUUCUGGCGAAGAUGACUACGAGGAGGACGAUGACACCGACGGGCAACAAGCACAAAAGCGCGUGCGUCUGGCAUAGUUGGCCGAUGACGAGCACGGCGGCAUCAAUUAUAAAUUAGUACACACAUAACAGAACCCAACAAACCACGGCAAACAAGAAACAACACACAGAUCCCCAUACACCAACGAAUGUUAGGUUUGCAUUAGCGGCAACGACAGACAGCACAGCAGACAGCCGUACGAUGUAAGAUCGAACAAGAAAAUAUACAAUUAAAUUUUAGCAUAAAAUUUAUUUUAAAGGAGAAAGCAAACAACCUAAAGUAAACGAGAAAUUAUAAAUCUUACUUUACUAAAUUAAAUAACUACAUAUAAAUAUAUAUAUUCAAAUAUAUAUGCAUAUGAAAACACAGAUAAUUAUAACUGAUCAGCAUCCACAGGCAGAAGGAAGAUGCAUUUGAGUGCAGUGCGUGUUGUUCGAGAGUUGGAAAGCAUUAACGAAACAAACCAAAAUAAAAUGUAUUUAGUAGUUAAAUCCGACACAGAGGAUACACAUCUGUGGAGGAGCCGUCAAGUGGUGUGGGACAUUUGUAUACUGACAGUAUAUCCAUUCGCAUGUCCCUUGUAAAACAGCAGUUAACAGAUCCUGUGAAGUUGGCUGCUGGCCGAGAAUGUUGUGGGCAAACCAAUCCAAUUUUGUGCAAUAUUUCAAUGUUGGUAUUUUAAGGACAAUUGCAAAAUGUAUCUUACCUAGAUUAGUUGUACUGUUUAGAUUUAAUCACUUUUACUAUCCUAUGAGAACGAUUACCUGCCAAUCGCACUAUCACACAGCGCUGUUUUCAACUGACAAUUUGAGUAAACAGUUCUUAUCGCGGAAUCAGUUGUAAAAGUCUAUAUUGUAACCAGCGCUGUAUUACAACAGACCUAAUGGUCUAAGGGAGUCGGGAAAAUUUUCCGAUUACCUCAUUAAACCUUAUCAGCGGUGUAACGUAAAUAAUUGUCAAUAAUUUUAAUUUUAAAUUUUAAACUAUUCCCAAAGCAGUGAAAUAUGUAUCGCACUAUAAAUCAGUGUAGGUUCUGUUGCAAUUGUUUUCUAAAUACCAGUUGCCAUGGCCAACUUGACAAAUUUUGUUAACCCCUUGAGUUAGACGCAGAUAACACUUGAACCCAAUGAUCCUUGUAUAUAAUUUAGCCAGUCUCAAUAUGCGAUUAGUUGAUAACUGUUCUUGCACCACUGACGCCAACAUUAAACAGAUUUGAAUAAUUUGGAUUUGAGAGAAAUCGAAAGUUUUGCACAAUAUUGAGCAGUUUGAGAUCCAAACUCUUGUAGGUAAAACCAGAAAAGCGUUGUCUGACUGUGUAAUUAAAAACAAUUGUUGCGCUACCCUUGCAUUAUUGAACCACAAACACACAUACACACCACACACAUCAAUAAUUAAAUAAUUAUAAUGAUAAACAAAUAGAACGUAAAGUUAAACUAAAGUGGGGCAAACAAGCAUCAGCAAACAAAUAACAAUAAAGUAAAGUAAAAUAGUCUUCUUACGUUUUCGUCUAGGUUUUUUUUUCACAUUUAAAUAUAAUAUUAAUUUGUAUUAAAAGAAUGUAGUAGGGCUCACUUUGAACACACAUACAUACGCUCGCUUACACUCAAACCAACCGACAUCCCACAUCCACACCGACAGAAAGUAAUAAAGUUAUUUGUUAAUAAUCGUAUUUGCCAUGUGCGUUGCGUACUGUACUACAUUUAUUUAUUUUAGUGUUUAAAUGAAUUUGUCACUGCAAACGGUUUCCCUAGAGCAACCGAUCGUUCCCCAGCCUCCAAAGCCCUACGCAAAAUACCUAUAUUAUAGUCUGGGAGAACGAGUAUCCAUACAUGUAUCCUUCCAAGUUGAUGUUUUUGUUUGAUUGAUUGAUUGAUUGAGAAACAUUAACGAACCGAAUCCGCAAAGUGCAUAAACAAGAAUGGAGAUAACAAGAAACAGAAACGAACACAAAGGCAAAAGAUAAUGAAAACUAAACUUAAACGUAAUGCGACAACACUAUAGUUUAUACAUAGUAUUUAUAUGAAUCGUGUAUUGUAUAUGAUAUGCUGUCUAAUCCCUAAUCCUAACACAUACCCAUUUCGUCUAUAAUUUGAAUAUUUUAUUUAGUUGUUUAAACAUCCGUGCGUAAAAAGCGAUAUAUAUAACUCUAUAUUAUGAUUAUGAGUAAAUUAAAUAAUAGUUUUUAAUAGUUUUUAAACAGAAACAAAUGGCUAAGCUCUCAA